GAGAAUGUGUCCCUUGCUGAUAUUUUGUCACUGCGGGAUAGCUGUCUUACUGAGCAAGAUAUUUGGGCAAUUUGCCUGGAGUGUUGCGAUUCUCUGAAGAGCAUUGCCCAUUCUGCGAUCUUCCAGACACUCUGCAUCACUCCUGACACUUUGGCUUUUAACACCAAUGGCAAUGUAUGCUUCAUGGAACAGCUCAGUGAUGAUCCAGAGGGUGCCUUUGUUCCACCAGAAUUUGAUCUCACCGGUAACACUUUUGAGGCACACAUCUAUUCUUUGGGUGCAACUUUGAAAGCAGCAAUAGAAUAUAUAGUAGAACCUGAGACAGAAUCAGAAUUUGGGCGAGAUCUGCAUACUCUACUGGAACAAAUGCAAGAGGAGAAUCCUGAAAAUAGGCCAGAUAUUGAGAGUAUUUUGUCAUUAUGUGAAGAAAAACUGAAGAUUGCUUCAUCAAGUAAUAUUUGUCGAAGCCUGUCUGCUGUUGGAAGAAGGGUUCUUUCAAUUGAAUCAUUUGGUGCUUCUCAAGAUGUCUGUGAUAACAUGUGGAAGGGAAGAAUGUGUCAGAGAAGUUUGGGAUCUAAAUUAUAUUCAAGUGAGAAAAACAACAUAGCAGGUGAUUCAUCUGCAGUGGAAGAUUUGACAGCUACCUGUCAUAAAGACUCUUCUAUAGUUACUAUGGUGACUGGCAGAGAAAAUGGUUUAAAGGAAAUGCAAAUAGAUCUGGAUAAUGAGAAAACUCAACAUUUUCAACUUGCAACUCAAGCUAAGAAGAGCAAAGAAGAGGAUGAACAUGCAGUGUGUACUGACAGUUUUUCUAGUGUUGCUUUGGAUGUAAGAUCAUGUGUUACUAACCUGGAGAGAGAUGGAAUUUUUAAGAAAGGAUCUCUGAGAAAAAUUAAAACCUUUCCCAAGCUACCACUUGAACCUGCAGAUGCAAAUAACUUUUUUACUUCUGUUACCAACAGUGGACCACUAGCUAGGAAAAACCACUUGCUAUCACAAGAGUCACUACCUCUAGACAAUAAUAAUGAGGUUAUUUUUUCAAAGGGAAGUCUUAAUUCAUUUGCUCUUAAUAGUCCACCAAGAGCAGAACCGAAGAAUCACCAGAUUAAUGAUCUUCAUUUAGAAGCUCCGUGUGUAUGCACACAGGUGUCUGGCAUGAAUCUAGAAGAACAUAUGUCACUUAUUAAUGGUAAAAAGAUAGGUUGUGUUACAUCUGAUCGCAAAGAAGACUGUUGUGGUGCUACCUCUGAAAUGCCAAAUACAGCUGGUAUGCUGAAAGGCCCAAAUCAAUCGAUUGCUGGAGCAGAAAUGCUAGACAAUUACAUGGCGUUGGAAGAUUCUUCUGAAACUUUUCGAGGGUCAAAUGAAAAUUCUUUACCACAUUUUAACAAGAUGGCUUCAGUUUUAACAACAAAACCCAGUGGGAACAGAUACGGAUCAAACCUAAUUAGGUCUCCAGAAUUAAGCAACGGUGCAAUGAGUGCAAACAAUAAUGAAGAUAAUCUUUGUGGAGGCAGAGGGUCAGAAAUCAAAAGUAAUGAGCAGUGGAUCUCUCUAAAGCUCCUGUUGUCCCGAUAUGGUAAACCUCUGAAAGACUAUGAACUCUGGGCGUUAUGUCACGAGUGUUUAUGUAGUCUGCAGACUUGCACAGAUUAUCCAGUGGUCUUAUGUUUGGACUCUGUGCUGAUUGACUGCCAUGGAAAUAUCCUCUUCUCUGCUCCAAAAGCUGAAGAAUCCUGUGAUGUGUUUUAUUUAGCUCCUGAAAUUGAAGAAGACUAUGUGGAUACUGAGAAGGUCUGCAUUUAUGGUGUUGCUGCAGUUCUGUGGAUGGCCGCAAAACACAGUGUCCCACCGAGUCACAAACUGGCAUUGCCAAGAAAAUUAAAAAAGCUUCUUCUUGAUAUGGCAAGAAGAAACCCUGAAGAAAGACCUUCCCUAGCUGAUGCAGUUAAGUCAAGCAAUCAUUAUUUACUUGAACAAGGUAUAAACAGCAAAACUAUUUUGACGUCGUUGAAUAAAUCUGUCUUUAAGGCUGCUGAGGAAGUAGUCUCAUCUCAGGAUCAUGUUGCUUGUGAAUUGAAAAAUGAAGGACAUGAAAUGGACCCUUCAGAGUCAAGUCUCGGAUUUGUGCCUAUUACCGGUGAAAGUAAACUUGUAGCAGUUAAAGGACCAGUACCAUGCCAGAUUUCUCUAAACUGUGAGAAAGCUACAUUGCCUGUUGCAUUCACCUCUCCUGCAACUCACUUUAAGCCUAUUAUUCUGCAACAAAAUGCAAACAUAACAAAAGAAGUUCAUACGUCAGUUUCUGAGCAAUUCAAGAAAGACACAAGAAAAGAAAAACAUGUGGACCACAACCAAUCAGGGUAUAUAGAAGACUCUAAAAGCUUUGAUACCAAGGAUACAGAUGUUGUUGAAACCGCACCUGGAGUACCUGAGUGUGAUUUGCAAGUUCCAGGCCACUCAUCCAAGGUACCUUCAGAAGAGGAAAAGUCAGGCAAUACAUUUACUUCUAUAGUUACGUUACCAUCACCAUCCGAUUCCUCACAUAUUCUACAGGUAAAGAGCAUUUUAUCUGAAGUUCCUUCCAGCUCCUUAGCUUGUCCUACAUCUCCUAAUUUUGUUCAUAUAAAUAACAUCAUUCUCAAACAAGACUCAGAGAAAAGGGUUUUGACAGUUGUACCAGUACAUUUAGCUGUAUCAGAGCAAAUACCAAAUAAACCGCUUCGUUCAAGAAUUGCUUAUGAUUGUUAUCAUAGUUUGCCAAUGCUACUUUCAAGUACUGUUGCAAGUUAUAAAACAAGCAUGCAGAUAGAAAACGAUGCCUCCCUCUGCAGUGUUCAAAACUGUGAGACUACUAAUACACACAACAAGUUUGAUAAAUGUAACCCACUUGUUCAAACUGACUGCCAAGAAAUUGGGUGUGCUACUAGUGUAGACAGUAUUUUCACUGAACAGAAACACCCACCAUGCUCCUCAGUGAAUCAAGACAGUUCUCAUCUCUUUGGUGUUGAAGUCCUGGCGCAGCAGAACAGAAUGAACAAUGCUUUGCUGCAGGAAGUGAUCCAUCUUAUACAAGAGGAGUUUGCAUUUGAUGGUUAUCUAGAGAAUGGAGUUGAAGUUUUUGAUAUGGGUAACUUCAUUUUAAACUUAAAGGAAAUUAAGUUUGGUAUAUUCUCUGAUGCAAUUUGUGAAAAGUUUUGUGACCUCUACUGGGAUGAAAAAUUACUAGAGAAUCUCUAUCGGGUAGUAAAUGGAGAAAGACCUUCACAUUUAUGCGUAACCGAGGCAGAUGGUUCAAAGUGUGGCAAUGUAUUCCAAGAUCUGAAGAAAUCUGAUAGCUUUGUGGCAAGCAGUGAUCAGACAGAGGGAGAAAGGGAAGCAACCUCUGAUGUGAAGGUUGAGCCUAUGAUAAAUACGUCAUUAACUGAAAUGGAUUUUGAUGAAUCACCUUUGGAUGGUACCAAAAAAGAUUUGAGGCUGCAGAAUACUGUCCCCAUAGAGAAAGAGGGACAAUGUUUACAAAGCAACAGCUGUUGUAUUGAUCCGGGCUUUGCAGAAGAAAAUACGGGCCCAGAGGAAGAGGCCAUGAUAAAGAUAGCUGGAAACAGCUACCUUGUGUCUCCCAGUCUACCUGACUUUCAUGGCUGUAGUCCUGGUUGGAGCAGUGCGUUUUAUGGAGCUGAAUGUUUUGAUUCAGAAGUUCAUAGUUACAUGGAAAACCUUGGAAAGCAGAAAUCAAGUGAGUCACAAAAUAUAGAUGCUAAAAAAGUGGAACUAGAACAAUUACUAAUGAUGGAGACAAAAAAUUACAGAAAAACUAUAAAGUUUUACCAGAAACUAUUGCAGAAAGAAAGAAGAAGCAAAGGUCCUGAUCAAACUAAAUCUAUGUUGCCCAAAGUGAGACAACAGCUACAGGAGAUGAAAUCAAAAGUGCAGUUUCUUGAACUGGUGAAAAAAUAUGUGCAGAUCAUGUAUGCAGAGCAGUGGGGUGUGGAAUCCUGUGUGCUGCCUACAGUCGUUCACCACAGGAAAACUGACACCGUGAAUGUGGCAUCUACAAAUGAGUCGUCAUUGCUUCUUUUCUAUAACACAGAGAAACACCAGUGUAACAAUCAAAAUCGAGUGAGAGUUCUGCAGGCCGGUACACCACUUGGUUUAAUGGCUUAUUUAUAUUCUAGAAAUGCAUUUUUAGAAGGUUAUGUACAGCAGUUUCUCUACACAUUUCGCUAUUUCUGCACACAAGAGGAAUUUUUGCAGUUUCUUCUUGAUAGAAUCAGCAGCACUUUAUCCAGUGCAAGCCUGGAUCCUUCUACAUCACUUACCAAAAUAUGUAAUCGCAGUUUCUACAUCCUACAGGCUUGGAUUGAAGACUGCUAUAGUGUAGACUUUGCAACAAAUACUGAUCUAUUGUGUACCCUAAAAGAAUUUAUUUCUUCCAAGGUUGCUUCAUUAAAUGGCUAUGGGGAGCGCUUGUUGUCAUUGCUUGAGGAUGUUUCUGCUAGAAAAAGUGGGAGUGCUCAUCAGUGCUCCAGCAUGGACAAAUGUGAAGAGGAGGACAAGGAUAGAAAAGCGUUACAUUCUCUGUGUAAAAAGCUCUCAGAAGAUGUUUCCAGAAAGAACUUUAACUGGAAACUUUCCAAAGGUAUGGGACCAAUUGCACAAUGUCCGAGAGAGCAACUGUACACUAUUUCAUCAGUUUUGCCAAAGCCAUGCUAUAACAGCUUUACAGAAGAUUUCCCAGUCUCCUUUGCUAAAGCAGAUGAAGUGGGACCCUAUCUCUUAAUAGAAUACAGUGUGCAACAACUUUGUUGUCAGCUGACGUUACUGCAACAGGAAGUAUUUCAUAAAUGUCAUCCAGUGCACUUCCUAAAUUCCAGAGCACUUGGUGUUAGAGACAAAUGUGUUGCUGUCCAAAAAGCUGUUUCUACUGAGACAGUUUCACUUAAAGUCUGUAACCUGUUUCUGUCUAAGUGUAUACAAGACCAGUACCUUCUACAGUUAUUAAGAAAUGCAGAGAGUAUCAGUACCUGGGUUGCUGCUGAAAUUGUAACAUGUCACACAUCUAAGCUGCAGGUGAGCUUGUUAUCAAAAUUUCUUCUUAUAGCAAAAUGCUGCUAUGAACAAAGAAAUUUUGCUACUGCAAUGCAAAUCCUGGCAGGCUUGGAAAAUCUUAUCGUGCGACAGUUACCAGCCUGGAAAAUUUUACCUGCAAAAGUAGCUGAAAUAAUGGAGGAACUCAAAGCUGUGGAGGUGUUUUUAAAAAGUGACAGUUUGUGCUUGAUGGAAGGAGAACGAUUCAAAACACUUCCAACAAUUCCAUCAGCCCAUGUUUUGGCUAUGCAUGUUCAACAACUUGAAACUGGAGGAUUCACAAUGACAAAUGGAGCUCACAAGUGGGCUAAACUCAGAAAUAUUGCAAAAGUUGUGAGCCAAGUUCAUGCAUUUCAAGAGAAUCCUUAUACAUAUACACCAGAUUUCAAGCUGCAGGCUUACCUCAGGCAAAGAAUAACUCAUUUUAAAGAUGCAGACAUUUCUGCCUUGGCAGCUGACAACUGUGCCAACUUCCAUCAGAUACCAGCAGAAAAACAUUCUCGAAAAAUCCAGGAUGCACUGCGCAGAAUGAAGGCAACAUUUCAGUAAUUAUUUACAUCUCAUCUGUUCUAUUCCAAGUGUAGAUUUUAAAACUGGACUAAGUUGACUUCAUCUCCUGGACCAAUUCCCAAGCAAAUACUCAAGUGACUUAAAGUACUUUAUUUGAAGCUGAAAUGAUUAUAUUUCUUAACAUGUAAUUAUAAAAUGCUGACUAAUGAGAUUUGAAUCCUUGGCA
Messenger RNA from Apaloderma vittatum (bar-tailed trogon), 5827 nucleotides. It is a transcript of the gene KNDC1, whose product is annotated as kinase non-catalytic C-lobe domain (KIND) containing 1. The transcript is spliced from 29 exons. The record is from RefSeq and is a predicted model, not a curated record. NCBI's taxonomy places the organism in Eukaryota, Metazoa, Chordata, Aves, Trogoniformes, Trogonidae. Gene Ontology annotation, molecular function: guanyl-nucleotide exchange factor activity. Gene Ontology annotation, biological process: small GTPase-mediated signal transduction. The annotation marks the transcript as partial.